This is a messenger RNA of Symphalangus syndactylus (siamang), 3847 nucleotides long. It is a transcript of the gene BCL2L13, whose product is annotated as BCL2 like 13. The record is from RefSeq and is a predicted model, not a curated record. Lineage: Eukaryota; Metazoa; Chordata; Mammalia; Primates; Hylobatidae. Gene Ontology annotation, biological process: regulation of apoptotic process; apoptotic process. Gene Ontology annotation, cellular component: membrane; mitochondrion.
UUUUUAGUAGAGACGGGGUUUCACCGUGUUAGCCAGGAUGGUCUCGAUGUCCUGACCUCUUGAUCCACCCGCCUCGGCCUCCCAAAGUGCUGGGAUUACAGGCAUGAGCCACCGCACCCGGCUGAUAAUUGCUUUUUUUUUGAUGCCAGUUGGUGAAAAUGUAUCCUGUGACAUAAGCCAUCAACAUGAAUCUCCUUAAGAUACUGUGUGCUGAACAUUACAUUGACAGCUCUUAAAACCCUUCCAGAAGAGAAUCAUUUGACCACGUGAUAUUGCAUGUCUGUUAUAUAAAGCCUGUGGUAUGAUUUCCACGGAGAAUGUAUUUGUCAUUAAUCACCUGAACACAACAUCAAGUGAAACAAACUGCCUACUUCUCAAAGUGCAGCUACUUUUGAAAACCUGCAGCAGAGGACGUGGUGCCAGCAGCCAUAAUUUAUUGGGUGAAUGGAGUGGUAGCACAUAGUCAGUUAGGAACAGGCAGGCUUUGGACAUACAGAUUUGAAGAAGAAAGAUAAUAUUUUGUUUUCUGAAUUAUUAACAGAAAUGGCUAGGACUUAGAGACAGGGUCUUGCUUUGUUGCCCUGGCUGGAGUACUGUGGCGUGAUCAUGGCUCAUUGCAGCCUCAACUUCCUGGGCUCAAGUGAUCCUCCCACCUCAGCCUCCCUCGUAGCUGGGACCACAGGUGUGCAUGCACUAUCACACCUGGCUUAUUUUUUCCAGAGAGAGGUUUCACUAUGUUGCCCAAGCUGGUCUCAAACUCCUGGCCUCAAGCAGUCCUCCCCCCUUGGCCUCCCAAAGUGCUGGGAUUACAGGCAUGCGCCACCUUGCCCAGCCUGUUUUCUCUUUCUACCUUUUUUUUUUCACUGCCUUUUUACCCAGCGAAUGAUGAACUGAGAAAAGGAUUAGAAAUCAUAAGGUUUGUUUCUUGCCCCAGCUCUGCCAAAUACUAGCCCUGUGUUUUGGAAGGAUUCAUUUAACUUCUCUGAACCUCAGUUUCAACUACAAAAAGGGAAGAAUAGCUUCUCUGUCUCACAAGAAUAAUGAUGUGAAAGUGUUUUAUGAAAAUGUCGCAUUUUUACAAAUGCCAGGUUUUCACAUUCAUCUCUGAAGAGUGUGGGUUUUUUCCCUCUCCUUAAGUCUGAUCACCGUUUCCUCUUAGUUUCAGUUUUGACUUUUAUUUGCCCUGCAGCCCGGUGAGGGCACAGACUGGUUCAUGUGCUGUGAUUCUCCCUGAGUCAUCCUUGCUCCCUCCCUCCUCGUUCUCUUUCAUUUCCUGGGCUUGUGUUGCUACGUUGGAAGUAAGUCUGUCUCCUGGAAAGGGCAGAGCAAGUCCACUGUGGGCACUGUGUUUAGCCUUGAGUCAGAGGAGGAGGAAUACCCUGGAAUCACUGCAGAAGAUAGCAAUGACAUUUACAUCCUGCCCAGCGACAACUCUGGACAAGUCAGUCCCCCAGAGUCUCCAACUGUGACCACUUCCUGGCAGUCCGAGAGCUUACCUGUGUCGCUGUCAGCUAGCCAGAGUUGGCACACAGAAAGCCUGCCAGUGUCACUAGGCCCUGAGUCCUGGCAGCAGAUUGCAAUGGAUCCUGAAGAAGUAAAAAGCUUAGACAGCAACGGAGCUGGAGAGAAGAGUGAGAACAACUCCUCUAAUUCUGACAUUGUGCACGUGGAGAAAGAAGAGGUGCCCGAGGGCAUGGAAGAGGCUGCUGUGGCUUCUGUGGUCUUGCCAGCGCAGGAGCUGCAAGAGGCACUUCCUGAAGCCCCAGCUCCCUUGCUUCCACAUAUCACUGCCACCUCCCUGCUGGGGACAAGGGAACCUGACACAGAAGUGAUCACAGUUGAGAAAUCCAGCCCUGCUACAUCUCUGUUUGUAGAACUUGAUGAAGAAGAGGUGAAAGCAGCAACAACUGAACCUACUGAAGUGGAGGAGGUGGUCCCCGCACCGGAACCCACAGAAACGCUGCUGAGUGAGGAGACAAAUGCAAGGGAAGAGAGCCUUGUGGAAGAGCUGUCCCCUGCCGGCGAGAAGAAGCCCGUGCCGCUGUCUGAGGGCAAGUCUAGACUGUCCCCUGCCGGCGAGAUGAAGCCCAUGCCGCUGCCUGAGGGCAAGUCUAUACUGCUGUUUGGAGGGGCUGCUGCUGUUGCCAUCCUGGCAAUGGCCAUCGGGGUAGCCCUGGCUCUGAGAAAGAAAUAGGAGGCUUUUCAGAAGAGAAAGACAGAAGGAUGUAAGGUUGGAGUUGUAUUGGCUGGAAUUUGAACCUCCAGCAGCUGUCUGGACAUUUGUGGAACACUCUGGGAUAAUUGGGGACUUCCGCUCAACAUGGCAGUGGCAUGUUAGGCGUGUUAGGGCUUGAGGUGAGACAUUCACAUUCAUCUGACUGUAAAUCCCAAGGGCCUCGGCUCAUGCUAAAUUGAGAAUCUUAGGGGUAAAGCACCCCCUCCAGGACCGGGUUUCUCAGCCUUGGCACUAGUGAUGUUCUGACCAUUCUCUGUGGUGGGGCUGUCCUGUGUGUGGUGGGCUGUUCAGCAGCACCCCUGGUCUCCACCCACUAGAUGCCAGUGGCACCCCCUUCCCAGAGAUGACAACCGAAAAUGUCUCUAGACAUUGCCAAAUGUCCCCCGUGAACAUCCCCUAUUGAGACCUGCUGCUUUAGUGGGAGAGGGUUUACUUAGGAAGAAUUGGGAUAGAAAUUCCCAGCUGAGAGAGCUUAGCUGUGGGCUCCUCAGCUACUGACUUGUUAGCUCUUAAUCCCCUUAGAAUUUCAUCUUUCCUGAUGAGCAGGCUGGGCUCUGCACCCACUCUUUUUUUGCCCCCUGCCCCUCAUCCUGGAGUGUGAGGGUGCUCGCCCGUACUUUCAGCUGCCUCUCAGGGACUGCACUGUUCCUCUUCACCCCCAGGUUCCUGCUAAGAUCCCACAGGCGAGGGCUUGCUCUGGACUCAGACCUGUCAAGUCCCCGAAGCUUCCUGCAGCUCCACCUUGUAAAAAUGCUGCCUAUGGGAAUCUUUGAAAUAUGUACACAGAGAAAAUAACAUGAAAGAGACCUGGGGUCCCCACUUGUGAGUGCAAUUGCAAGUAACUGGCUAGAGAGACACGUGUGUCUUGUGUCGAGGCAGGAGGAUAACCCAGAUGACCUUCUGAAGUCUCUUCAGCCCAUUUCGCUAGUGGUCACCCACCACUAUGGAUACUUGCCAGCAACAUCUCUAUUGCUGGAUGGUCCCUGUCUAUAACCCUGGGCUAGUAUGUUUUUUUCCAAUAUGGGACCUCAGUCUUACUACUGACCAGUUCUAUGGGUCUCUUGCUAGGGGGUAAGGAUUUUUAUUCUUGGGCUUAUAGAGCCAGUUAGAUCAUAACUCUUAUGAAAUAGAGAGUGUCCUAAAUAUCACUGAAAUAAAAAGUAGGAAAAAGAAGCUUGAAUUUUAAGACUGAGGCUGCUCUGCAGAUUCUAGUUUGGCUUUCACAGUUCAAGAGUGGUGGCAUCUUCACCUGAAUUCUUCAAUGCCAGGGUAAUAAACCAAAAUAGUCCUAAUCAGUAUAUGCUAGUUGAGCAUCGGCAUAAUUUUCUUUCCUCUGGCUGAUCCCAGCCCUAAAGGAAGGGUAGACCUGUGUCUUUCCAUGCCCGAGGGUCACGACGUCACUAUGCAGGGCACACGUGGCUUGGUUUAAAAAGGUCAUCUUAGAUUUAUCUUAGUAAAUGUAAUAAAUUAUUUUUUAGAUCCUGAAAUUUAUAAUAAAAAUACGUUACCUACCCUGAUCACCAAAACCUGAUGUUUUAAAUGUGCUUUCUUUUUGAAAUUUAUGUUUUCAAAUAAAAUCUCCCUAAAGCAAUAUUUAAAAAUUGGUCAAAA